UGUUUUCGCACUUAACCUCAAAAGAUUUGUUUUUAUAUAUUUUUGAAUAGAGGUAUAGUAUUAGUGUGGAUUAGUUAUUGAAAAAUGAAUUCCUUAAAAAUAUUAUUACGACGCAGAAAUGCUAAUUUAUUUUGUAACCGAAGCUAUGCCACGACGAAAAAGAAAAUAUCCGAUCCGAAUGAGGAGGAACAACUACCAAUAUUUCAGUACCCUGUAAGCAAGAGAUCAGAUAAACGGGUGUAUGUAUGGGGUUUGGCGGAGACAGGGGCGUUAGGUAUUCAUUUGCCCCGCGGCAAGCGAGGUCGCAAAGCUUACAAGAACAAUUUCACUCUGGCCUGGCACCCCAUGCGAUCUAGUUUUGCGGAACGAUUUGAUGUCACACAUGUAGCUUGUGGCUACGGUUUCACAGUGGCUUCAAUAAAGACGAAUGAGCAACACAAAGUGUUUGGUACUGGCAUCAAUACAGACUCACAGAUUGGCUACCAUGCACCUCGUGUUGGGCAUCCUUUGGAACUGUUGCUUAGUCCAGCACCUAUUUAUAUACCAUACAAGUCAUUAGAAACACAGAUCAGGGCUUUAGCAGCCGGCAGAGCCCACACAGUGAUCCUAACAGACACCGAAGGGGUGUAUACCCUAGGUAACAACGCAUACGGCCAGUGUGGUCGGAAGAUCAACCCUAGAGAGGAAUACAAGGGCAGUAUGGUGUCACACCAUAUCCGCCGGCUGGGCAAAGAGGAGAUCAUUGAUGUCUGUUGUGGGCAGGAUCAUACUCUGUUCAUAACAGAAAGCGGUCAUGUUUACGCGUGUGGUUGGGGCGCGGAUGGUCAAACGGGGCUCGGCUCUUAUGACUGCCAGGGUGUGCCGGCACCCGUGCGUGGGGAUAUCACGUCUGAGAAGGUUGUUAAAGUCGCCUCCACUGUCGAUUGUGUGCUCGCUCUUAAUGAUAAAGGCGAGUUGUUCGGGUGGGGCAACUCGGAGUACGGGCAGGUGCCGAUGGCGAGUCGUCAGAACCAGCAAGUCAACAUGUCCUACUCGUUGCUAGGAUUCACGCGCGGUCUUGGUCGGAUCGUCGACAUCGCUUCUGGAGGGUCUUUCUGUCUCAUUGUUAAUGAUCAAGGAGACGCCUUUGUCUGGGGCUACGGCCUUCUAGGACUGGGACCGAAUGUCCAGCAUGCAGCAAAACCGAAACUAAUCCCACCACCUUUGUUUGGGCGAAACGAAUUCAACCCUGAAUCGAUGGUGGUUAAGGUGGCUUGUGGAGUGGGCCAUCUUGCUGCCGUUACAAAUACUGGCGAUUUAUACAUGUGGGGACGAAACAGACAUGGUUGUCUCGGUCUAGGACAUGCAAAAGACCAGCAGUUUCCACUUAAAGUGUCAGUAGGUGCUCAUGUUCUAAAAGUGCAUUGUAGUGUAGACCAUACUCUUGCUUUGUGCAAGCCUUUUGUUUAGUUUCUAGUAAUAUUUAAUUUAGCUAAUGUUAUUGUAAUAUUAUAAGACUGUUAAAUAUAUGAUUUAGAAGUUAA
Pectinophora gossypiella (pink bollworm) is the source of this 1523-nucleotide messenger RNA. Its product is annotated as RCC1-like G exchanging factor-like protein. The record is from RefSeq and is a predicted model, not a curated record. The transcript has 7 exons. NCBI's taxonomy places the organism in Eukaryota, Metazoa, Arthropoda, Insecta, Lepidoptera, Gelechiidae. The coding region runs from base 85 to 1449 and encodes 454 amino acids.